Messenger RNA from Paramecium pentaurelia, 874 nucleotides. NCBI's taxonomy places the organism in Eukaryota, Ciliophora, Oligohymenophorea, Peniculida, Parameciidae. The record is from the annotation of a GenBank genome assembly.
AUGCUUUUUGCAAUUCAAAAAGCUAGAUAAUAUUUUUUAAAAACCACAUUUUAAUUUAUGGAUCAAAAACAAAGUUUUGCCAGAAGAGACAAACUAAGAGCUAUUGAAUAAUCAAUCUAAGAUUAAUGGGCAGCCAAUUAAUCUUUCUAAUCAAAUCCAGAUGAGAGAAAGAAAUUUUUCUUGACNGUCUUUUAUUCCUUAUCAUAACCAGGAACAUUUUAUCUAGAACCUAGAGAUGUUACUUAAGGACAUAUGUGUUCUAAUUAUGAUUUUGAUUCUAAAAUCAAUACUCCUGAAUAUGAUGAUGCUUGGUUUAAAUUCAAAGAAAAUGCUAAUAGAUAUCAAAACAUUAUUUUAGAUAUUAAAUCAGUACCAUUUUCUAAACCUGAUGGAGCUAUCUCUGAUGUAGGUUGGACUAUAUUACCUGUGUUUUCACCUGAUAAUUAUGUUAUGUCUAAUUGUUAUCAAUUACCUGUUUUUAGAGGAUCAGUCCCAAGAGCUGUAAUUGAAGAUAUAAAAAAAUAAGAUACUUGGGAUUAUCUUAGAGAUUAAGUAACUAAUAAUAAAGUAUUUUAUCUCAAAAAUAUGUCUAUAAUUGUCAGAUUAGUAGAUGCCUAAAGAGAAGUAAUUUAUUAUUUCAUUUUAGGGACAUUUUAAUAAACGUAUGGAUUGUGAUAGAUUGUAAUAUAAGUAUUUACCAUAAGGAGAACGAAUCAAAUAAUGGUCUUACAAUCCUGCUGUUGUUUUGGAUUAGAUGAGUAUGAAGACUAUUAAAUCUUUAAUACCAUUCAAAGACAAUCCAGCUGCUUUCAACAGAAAAGUCACAGAGUAUUUUGCCAAUUCAUAUGGUUUAACUCAAUAUCUUGGAAGUUGA